AUGAGGCUUUCGGAUUCCGCAACGCAAUUUCCGAAGUUGGAUGUACAGCCUGAGAUAUGGGAGACACUGACACAAAAGGAACUUAGCUCCAACUUUAACUACUACACAUCCUUCGCCUUCUCCGAAUUCAUUGAAAUACUCAAUUUGCCCCAUGUGGAUCCAUGUGCCAGCGCUCAUCGGGACGAUUUGUUUGACGUCCUAGAGGACGAAGAGUUGGCGAAAGCUCUGGACCACCAUUCGAUUAUCACAUCCCAACUUCCCGAUGACUGCGUCCAGACCGCGGAUGAAAUCAUUGAAGAAAUUGACCGGCUCAUGAUUGAUGACGAAACAGAGCUCGAUCUUGACCUCUGCGACCCGCAGGCCACUGCAGAGUACAGGUCAGCAUAUGUCUGGAAAUCGGUUUCAGUUCUGAAGCAAAUGUCAAUUACGCAGUUGAACUCACUAGUGGAUGAGCUAGAUGCCUGUAUUCGCCACCACUCAGCCCGUCUUGUGCAGGAACUGGCUACUAGGGAAGAACUUGACUACGAGCAGGAGGUGAAGGACAUAUUUUUCACUCGUCUACAUGAAGUUCAAGGUCGUAUGGAUGAGUGGGCAAAGUGCAAUUCAUUUAACAAUGAGCUGUGUACUGAUGACGAUGUCAUUAAAGACUGCGGCGGCGAAAAGAAACAAGGGCUCUUCAAAGGAGCUAAUUCUGCUGCGGCGAAGGCAAUACUAGCGAACGCUGCACUUGCCGUUCGACGGCGCUGGCGUCGUAUGGGCCGCAGUUUGGAGAAGGCCCGGUCGAGUUUGCGACGUCGCACCCAACCCAUCGACCCUCGGGACGUCUCUAGCGACCAGGUGGCUGGCAAAAUGUGCGUCUCUAAUUCCAACAUCGAACUCACCUCGGAGGACGCGUCCACGGAGGAUGAGUGGUGUGUCCGGCGGAGUGGGUCGCACUCGGCCGCCACGACGCCCACCGCCGGCGCCACCUCGGCGGGCCACUCGCCCAGGCGCCACCACGUCUGGCUCACCGCCGCCUCCCUCUCCACCAGGGGUUUCGUCAACAAGUCGGCACCUUUGGGAUUUCUCGUUGCGUUCUUGAGUACAAAGAUCCCCUACCACAGAUCGUCCAGCUUUGACGGGGGCUGUGAGGGUCCGACGGUGGGCCACCUGGAGCUUUUCAAUGAGUUCCUGCUGUGCAUGCUGACUAACAAUCCCAACCUCACGCCCCUCCUCACCGAUUACAUUCUCAACGGUGCGUCCUCUCCGACAGCUCUUUCUGUAGACUUGGCUCUUGCUGCUCCUCAGGGCUAA
This is a messenger RNA of Mesocestoides corti, 1293 nucleotides long. Lineage: Eukaryota; Metazoa; Platyhelminthes; Cestoda; Cyclophyllidea; Mesocestoididae. The record is from the annotation of a GenBank genome assembly.